Coniosporium apollinis CBS 100218 is the source of this 1260-nucleotide messenger RNA. RefSeq lists its product as uncharacterized. The coding region runs from base 1 to 1260 and encodes 419 amino acids. Gene Ontology annotation, molecular function: protein tyrosine phosphatase activity. The record is from RefSeq and is a predicted model, not a curated record. Gene Ontology annotation, biological process: protein dephosphorylation. Lineage: Eukaryota; Fungi; Ascomycota; Dothideomycetes. The transcript has 2 exons.
AUGUCCUCGCCCCUAUCCGUCCCUGUUUCCAUGCUGUCCUCCAAGCGUUCGAGGUCAAGAGACAGCGCCAAGUCCUCCGCCGGACUGUCAGCCGCAUCCACCAUGUCUCUCGAUCCCUCGGAUACGGAGUCUCCUCGGAAACAGCAAGAGAUGGACACUGAGGGGGAGCAGCCGCCGUUACCAGCUUUCCUACGGCAGACGAGAUCAGGCAGCAAGUUCGUGAACCUUGAGUGGCAGCAGCGAAACCGGCUAGCAUUAGGCGCCAACCUCGACGCAGACCCGCCAUCGCAAUGGGCACGCGUAGCAGGUGACGAUGUGAUCAAGCGUAACCGCUACAUGAACGUCGACCCCUAUCUCAGCAACCGCAUCAAGCUGAAGGUGCCGGAGGGCCAUAGCGACUACAUCAACGCGUCGCCCAUCUUCCUGCGCCAGACGCGGUCAGGGACGGAAAAGAACUUCAUAGCGACACAGGGUCCCAAGGAAGGCUUACACGGCCACAUCUACCGCAUGCUGUGGCACGAAACGUCCUCUCCUGCCGUGAUAGUAAUGCUGACCCAGACCCACGAGGCCGGGAAAGAAAAGUGCUUCCAGUACUUUCCUCACUCGCUGGACGCCCCUACUCUCAAUAUCAACGAGAACGACGAGUUCGAGGACGGCUUCAUUUGCACAGUAACCCUAGUCAACAUUACCGAAGACGCUGCAACGAGAAGUACGAUCCGCGAGCUAGAAGUCAAGCUCACAACCGGCGAGACCAAGACAAUAUGGCACCUCCUCUUCGCAGGCUGGCCCGACUUCCUCGUGCCAGAAGGCGAAGAGCGCACCGCACUGCUCCACCUCAUCGACCUUUCGUCCGCGAAAAACGCGCUAGGAUCGCCGAGAGUGGUGCAUUGCAGCGCCGGCGUCGGGCGCUCCGGCACCUUUAUCGCGCUGGACUGGCUGCUGGCGGAGCUGAGCGAGGGAAGCUUGGACGAGGUCCCGGAUGAGGACGAUCCGAUUGCGGACGUUGUUGACAAGCUGCGUAUGCAGAGGAUGAUGAUGGUUCAGGGCGAGGCGCAGUUUUGGUUUUUGUACGAUGUUGUCAAAGAUCUCUGGGUCGAGCGGUGGAGGCAGAAGAACGACUUGUCUGCGCCGGCGCCAGUGGACAGCCGAGCGGGUGAAGGUGAAGCGUCUGGCAGUGGAGGGGAGAGGGAGAGGGGAACGAAGUUUGCAAAGCUGGAGGCUUUGGAGGCAGAAAUGAGGAUGAAUGUCGAGAGGUUAUAG